CACAUACACACAGACACACUCAUGGAGCCUAUACCUGCCUCUACUUGUCUGCUCUGGGCAGAUGGCUUCUGGCUUUUGGGUCGCCUCAUCCUGCAGCUCAGUACGGUUAGACCCUUUCUUCCGUGGAGACUGGCAAGCUGUGGGGUGAGGGAUUCUGCAAGGUCGCCUGUCUUCAGAGUAUGAAGGACACUGCCCGGAGAGGGAGGAGGGUUAUAUUUAGUGUUUGGGCCCAGUCAGUGUUGGGCUCCCCACUGCCUCUCCUCUGCGGAACUGUCAGUGGCCCCUGGUUGCAAGUUCCCCGUGGCUUUGAAGCCCGCAAAACAAAAACUGAGAGAGUGUCCAAAAAAAAAAGAAGAAAACGCUGUUGGUCCCUGGAUGCCACUAUUGGAUUUUGGUGGGGAUGAGAAGAGAGGACCACUGGGCGUGAUCAAGCAAAGGCACCUGCACGGUAAGUGGACACUAGGAAGCUACUCUACCCUCUCGUACGGGAAUGAUGCUGCAGGGAGAGGGCUGCUCUCAGCAGCUGGAGAGUUACUGGGUGCCCUAGACCCUACCCCAGACCUUUCAAUGAUUCCACAGCCCUUAAAGAAUGCGUUCCAGAAGCAGUGACACGGAGGGCUCAGCCCAAAAGCAAUUUCCAAGACAUAGUGAAGACUACAGUUUCCAAGGUCCUGAGGACAUGAAGCAGAGACAGCAAGACAAAGACCCCACCAGUGAGUCGGAUGCAAUCCUUCCAUAUCCUAAGUCACACAGUGGUAAUGGCCACCAAGGAGAAGACCUCUCAAGAGACGACCUAUUAUUUCUUCUCAGCAUUCUGGAGGGAGAACUGCAGGCUCGAGAUGAAGUCAUAGGCAUUUUAAAGGCUGACAAAAUGGACUUGGCUUUGCUGGAAGCUCAGUAUGGGUUUGUCACUCCAAAAAAGGUGCUAGAAGCUCUCCAGCGAGAUGCUUUUCAAGCAAAAUCUGCCCCUUGGCAGGAGGACAUCUAUGAGAAACCAAUGAAUGAGUUGGACAAAGUUGUGGAAAAACAUAAAGAAUCUCACAGACGAAUCCUGGAACAGCUUUUAAUGGUAGAAAAAUCUCACAGGCAAACCAUAUUAGAGUUGGAGGAAGAAAAGAGAAAACAUAAAGAAUACAUGGAGAAGAGUGAUGAAUUCAUAAGCUUGCUAGAACAGGAAUGUGAAAGAUUAAAAAGGUUAAUUGACCAAGAAACGGAGUCCCAGAAGAAGAAGGAGCAAGAAAAAGAGAAGAGGGUCACUGCCCUGAAAGAGGAGCUGACCAAACUGAAGUCUUUUGCUUUGAUGGUGGUGGACGAACAACAAAGGCUGACGGCACAGCUUGCCCUUCAAAGACAGAAAAUCCAAGACCUAACCACGAGUGCAAAGGAAACACAUGCUAAACUAGCCCUUGCUGAAGCCAGAGUUCAGGAAGAAGAGCAGAAGGCAACCAGACUAGAGAACGAUCUGCAAACGCAGACCACAAAGUUUCACCAGAACCAAGAAACAAUUAUGGCGAAGCUCACCAAUGAGGACAGCCAAAAUCGCCAGCUUCGACAAAAGCUGGCAGCACUCAGCCGGCAAAUUGAUGAGUUAGAAGAGACAAACAGGUCUUUACGAAAAGCAGAAGAGGAGCUGCAAGAUAUAAAAGAAAAAAUUAACAAGGGAGAAUAUGGAAACUCCAGCAUCAUGGCUGAAGUUGAAGAGCUCAGGAAACGUGUGCUAGAAAUGGAAGGGAAGGAUGAAGAGCUCAUAAAAAUGGAGGAGCAGUGCAGAGAUCUCAAUAAGAGGCUGGAAAAGGAAACAUCACUGAGUAAAGACUUUAAACUCGAGGUUGAAAAACUCAGUAAAAGAAUUAUGGCUCUGGAAAAAUUAGAAGAUGCUUUCAACAAAAGCAAACAAGAAUGUUACUCUCUGAAAUGUAAUUUAGAAAAAGAAAGGAUGACCACAAAGCAGUUAUCUCAGGAACUGGAGAGUUUAAAGAUAAGGAUCAAAGAGCUAGAAGCCACUGAAAGUCGGCUGGAGAAGACAGAAUUCACCCUAAAAGAGGAUUUAACUAAACUGAAAACAUUAACUGUGAUGCUGGUAGAUGAACGGAAAACAAUGAGUGAAAAAUUAAAGCAAACUGAAGAUAAGUUACAAGCUGCUGCUUCUCAGCUUCAAAUGGAGCAAAAUAAAGUGACAACGGUUACUGAGAAGUUAAUUGAAGAAACUAAAAGGGCACUGAAGUCCAAAACUGAUGUGGAAGAAAAAAUGUACAGUGUAACAAAAGAGAGAGAUGAUCUAAAAAACAAACUGAAAGCAGAAGAAGAGAAAGGAAAUGAUCUCCUGUCCAAAGUUAACAUGUUGAAAAACAGGCUUCAAUCAUUGGAAGCAAUUGAGAAAGAUUUCCUAAAAAACAAAUUAAAUCAAGAUUCUGGUAAGUCCACAACAGCAUUACACCAAGAGAACAAUAGGAUUAAAGAGCUCUCUCAAGAAGUGGAAAGACUGAAACUGAAGUUAAAGGAUAUGAAAGCCAUUGAGGAUGACCUCAUGAAAACUGAAGAUGAGUAUGAGACUCUAGAACAAAGGUAUGCUAAUGAACGAGACAAAGCUCAAUUUUUAUCUGAAGAGCUGGAACAUGUUAAAAUGGAACUUGCCAAAUACAAGUUAGCAGAAAAGACAGAGUCCAGCCAUGAACAAUGGCUUUUCAAAAGGCUUCAGGAAGAAGAAGCUAAAUCAGGUCACCUCUCAAGAGAAGUGGAUGCGCUGAAAGAGAAAAUUCAUGAAUACAUGGCAACUGAAGACCUGAUAUGUCACCUCCAGGGAGAUCAUUCAGUUCUGCAAAAGAAACUCAGUCAACAAGAAAACAGGAACAGAGAUUUAGGAAGAGAGAUUGAAAAUCUCACUAAAGAGUUAGAGCGGUACCGUCAUUUCAGUAAGAGCCUCCGGCCCAGUCUCAAUGGAAGAAGAAUCUCUGACCCUCAAGUAUUUUCCAAAGAAGUUCAAACAGAAGCAGUGGACAAUGAGCCACCUGAUUACAAGAGUCUCAUUCCUCUGGAACGAGCAGUCAUCAACGGUCAGUUAUAUGAGGAGAGUGAGGACCAGAAUGAGGACCCUCAUGAUGAGGAGUCCGUGCUGUCCUUCAAAUGCAACUCAUCUACUCCCUGUCCUGUUAACAGGAAGCUAUGGAUUCCUUGGAUGAAGUCCAAGGAGGGCCAUCCUCAGAAUGGAAAAAUACAAACUAAACCCAGUGGCAACUUCGUGCAACCUGGAGAUCUAGUCCUAAGCCACACACCUGGGCAGCCACUUCAUAUAAAGGUUACUCCAGACCAUGUCCAAAACACAGCCACUCUUGAAAUCACAAGUCCGACCACAGAGAGUCCUCACUCUUACACAAGCACUGCAGUGAUACCAAACUGUGGCACCCCAAAGCAAAGGAUAACCAUCCUCCAAAAUGCUUCCAUAACUCCAGUGAAAUCAAAAACCUCUGCUGAAGGCCUUAUGAAUUUCGAGCAAGGCAUGUCCCCAAUUACCAUGGCAACCUUUGCCAGGGCACAGACCCCAGAGUCUUGUGGUUCCAUAACUCCAGAAAGGACAAUGUCACCUAUUCAGGUUUUGGCUGUUACUGGUUCAGCUAGCUCCCCUGAGCAGGGACGCUCUCCAGAGCCGAUAGAAAUCAGUGCCAAGCACACGAUUUUCAGAGUCUCCCCUGAUCGGCAGUCAUCAUGGCAGUUUCAGCGUUCAAACAGUAACAGUUCAAGUGUGAUAACUACUGAGGAUAAUAAAAUCCACAUUCACUUAGGAAGUCCUUACAUGCAAGCUGUAGCUAGCCCCGUGAGACCUGCCAGCCCUUCAGCAUCACUGCAGGAUAACCGAACUCAAAGCUUAACUAAUGGGGCACUAAACAAAACAACCAAUAAAGUCACCAGCAGUAUUACUAUCACACCAACAGCCACACCUCUUCCUCGACAAUCACAAAUUACACACAUGGACACAACUGAUCAAUCCACUGAUCAUGACAAACUGAAUUGGGCGGCUAUUAAGGAGACAAAAGGUUCACUGUCCUUCAAGAGCUUCUGUCUGAUCAAGGAGGUAUGCAAGCAGAGAAUCCCAACACGGAUCCCUAAACCAAAAUCUACAGGCAUUGCUAAGCUUUCCCCUAAAGCUCUCCCAGGGCCUAUGGAUAAGACUGGCUGUGGGAAGCUACACAUCAUAAGGACUGUCACCUCUAAUACUUUCCUCCACAUGGGAGGGAAAAGGUAAGUCAUGCAAAUGUACUGCCUGGAUACAUUCACCUACAGAAAUAUCUGGAAAGCUGGAGUUACUAGUAUGGAAGGACAAAGAUGAAGGGCCAUCUCUCCAGGAAAUGGUGAAACAGCAAACAGACAGAUGGUUCAUUCACAGGUUGCUGGACCUGGUGAAUAUCAUCCUGAAAGAGCAGGACAUAUGCAAUUACUUUAACUAUAUAUGUAUAUGCAUAUACACACAAUCACAGGCCCAGACACACACCCCAAAUCCUCCCAACUCCUCAUCCUACUUGUAAUCCAACCCAAAGUUGGACUAUCAUUAGCCUGGAAUAGGACUGAAUUCAUUAGAACAGAUCAAAAGUUUUCUGGUGAACCCAGAAGCAAUUCAUUCCACAGAACUUUGCCAAGAAGAUGUGGUAUCAAGGAUUCCUAAUCUGCUUCAAGAAAGUCAGAUUAUUUCCAUCAAAAUGGCACGACAACUAAAAUCAUACUUUAAGUUCUAAAAAUAUGACUUCUUUAUGACCAGGAGGAAAAAAACAAGUGGUACUUCUUAGUUACAAGGAAGAAAGGAACAACAAAAAUGAGUAACAGCCGAACACGUCCUUUGUGUGGCCUACCUGAUAACUGCUGGUGUAGUGUGCACACUUGGCUACUGGCACUUAGUCUUCUGUCCCACUUUCCCUAGUAAGUUGCCCCUCCUGUAUAUAUAGGCCAUGGAAUCUCAUUGCUAGGCUUGUAAAGCAAACCAUUUUAGAUUGGUAUCGUUGCUUUGUAUAGUAAUCAGGACAUCUGAGAGUCAAAGGUCACUAAUACUAAGAUCUUUUAGGGAGAUAUGAAUCACUGUCUUGGAUGUUUAAAAAAAAAGACAAUUUAUCAUCUCAAAGGACAUUCUUUAAUCACAUCUGAAUCAACACUUGAAAACUCAGUUGGUUCAAAAAAAAAGCUUGGGAUCAGGAGACUCAAAUUCCAAUUCCAGUUUUUCACUCAUUUGACACUGAGCUUGGCAUUCAUUAGUCUAAGCCUUGAGUUUCUAGUAUGUAAAACAGAAAAGCUGAAUAAUUCUUCAGGUCCCUUCCAGUUCUCGUCAUCCGUGAGUAUGUCAACUACGAAAACUGAAUUCAACCAGUCAUCUACAAGGCGGGGCUCAGUUCCCUGGCAGUAAACUACAGUGGUUCUUUUCUUCACACUAAAAACUCACUGAAUCAAGGGAAACAUGUGUCUGUAAUUUAGUGUGGAUAGAGUAACACAAUGAUAUUUUAAGACAAAUAAGGCAUUUCUGACAUGGGAGACAGUUAUAUCUCACAAAGCUUCAGUCAGAAAAAAUAAAUACAUUCUACGGAGAGCAUACCCAAGGUUUUCUGUGAUUUGGCACUAAGAACUGGAUGCAUGAUCCUGGAAGAAAUCCUGCUGGUUAAGGACAGUGCUUUAGCUGGCUGUCCUGGGAUGGAGUCAGCAGAGCAGGAGCAAAGGAACUGCCAUUCUUCACAUUCAUCCAGCCAGUCCCAACUCAAUGCACUGAUGUCACUAUACAAAUGUCCCUGGGACCCACUUCAAUUUCAAGGAGGAGGACAAGGCGCUGGAAGCCUGGGUAGCAUUGAGCUGUACCAGCCAAAGAGAGGGAUGAUGUGCAGCAGUCAGCAGGCAAGCGGCAUAGGGAGAAGGUGAGGAGGUUGGGUGAAUUAAAAACCCGAAGUGGAAGAGUCUAAGUUAAAUGAAAGCAGUAAGAGAAUAAUGGAAGGAGUGGACUACAAAAAAAGAUGAUGACCCUCUGACAUGAAAAUAAUACAAGAGAGACAGUUCAGAAGUAAGUGCAGGGCAGUAACAGGUGGAUGGUGCAGUGGGAAAAUGUGUAGGGGGCUUAGGGCUGUGCCUGACAUUAGCAGGUAAUAUUCAGCGAACUGAGAAUGAGUGAAUGAGGGAGAGAAGGGCCAUUCAGUCAGGACAUAAGUGAGAAAAGGUGCUAAGAGAUCGCACUGGUAUAUGAUAGGGUCAGGAAAAGCAGAUAUGCUGGGUACCAUUCAACACUGAUAAUUAUGCUAAUGCAAAGAAAAAACACUGAACCUCCUAGGGUGGAACCCAAAUAGACUGAAGAAAACCAUGAAACAAAACAGGAAAAACAAGCACCAACAGUACUCCUAGAAAAACUCAAUACCCUGGGAAUGUUUUACCUUGAAGAUGAACACAAAAUAUAUUUUACGUUAGAGAUUUCAAACUUGUUUUCUGCUAUGUUAAGAGACUCCCUAAAGUACAUUUUCAUGCCAAGCUGGCAUAAGUUCAAGAGCAAGCAAGAUAAGAAAGACAAGAUAUUGUACAAAUAACUAAAAAAAGGAUAGGAAAAUAGCUACACUUCUAUGGCAAGCAGCAGAAACCUAUCUUUAAAUGGUAAUACAGUUCUAAUCCCAUUAAGACAAAAGUCUUUAAAAUAACACAAUCUAUCCUAACAAAAACUAUGCUUAUUUUAAAGCAAUAUGUAGUGCAAUAAAAAUGCAUAAACAACUUAGACCUGGGAUAAGUUCAACAAAAUGGUGUUUGACCUAUAACACAACCAAAAUAUAAAGAAUUCUGCCUCCUGAGCAUAAUCCUGUUUCUGCAGAACUGUGAUUCCUCCAAAGAUAAAAAUAAAAGAAGCUAUCCUAAUAAUUCUAUAGUGAUUUUAUUAAGUUAAAUUUUUAAAAGGAAGCAGAUAAAAAUCCAAGUGAACAAAAACACGUUCAAAUUGUAACAAAAAUUUUAAUUUUUGUAUGAUUUUGUAUGCUGGAGUUUUCCCUCAGCUGUUCAUUUAUUUAGCUUCAAUGAUUUCGGAACUAAUCUCCUUGCAACUUUUUAGAAUAAAGUAUCUGAUUGUAACAGGAAAGUGACUGAUCUCACACAUAACUGAUAAUUCUGGACUGAGUAAUGGAGUAACUGACGUAAUGGAGUAAUUCUCUCUGGGACGCAUUUCAAAUUCCUGCUUUUGAGGACAUGUGACGUAACACUUGGGGUCUGACACUGAGUCUGGGGCAGGGGUCUAUAAAUGUAAAGACCCCACAGGCCAAAUUCAGCCCACUGUCUUUUUGUAUGUCCUGCAAGUUAAGAAUAGUUUUUACUUUUAAAUAGAAAAAAAAAAUCAAAAGAAGAAUAUUUUGUGAGAUGUGAAAAUUACAUGAAAUUCAAAUUUCAUUGUCUAUAGAUAAAGUUCUAUUGGAACACAGCCACAUUCGUUUACAUAUUUAUUAUCUGAUCAUUUUUUAUGCUACAAUAGCAGAGUUGAGCAGCUGUGACACUGGCCAACAAAGCUUAAAAUAUUUACUACCUGGCCUUUUACAAAAAAAGUUUCCUGACCUCUGGUCUAGUGUAAACUAGACUAACAAGGAACUCAAGAGCUUAAGAAGAGCUGAAUCAACUAAUUUUUAAAAGCAAUGCUAGCAAUUUAAGAAUGCAAUUAAGAAUUCUAUGAAAGCUGAUGAAAAUGGGAAAACUAUAUUUCAAGCUGUUUGUGAUAUAUUUAGUAAAAUGUAUACUUCUAUGAAUGCCCUAAAGUGUUCAACUAAAGAACAUCAGAUGAGAAAGGAUUUGUGCCACAAAAUAAUGUAAUGUGUUAAUGUUGAAUCUGAGGGGGAAAUGGAACUAUUUCUAGGCCUUCCAAAUUCCCGGUAUUUUCUAAGACAGCAGAGCUACUGUACAUGUUAUUUAGAGAAAGAUGUGUAAAUUUGUACCUUUAAACGUUCAUAAUUGUUGUCAAGAACCACUUGUUUAAUCAUUUGCAAGAAUUAUAGAAAUUGUAUACAGUAAAGUAAAACUUGGUCUUUGUUACACAGUCUUCAAGUACAGAACAAAAAUGUUGCACCUAUCCCUCUCCUCUUUCCUUCCUCUCACCUUUUAAAAUUUAUCCUACCCCUGUUUUUUGCCCUUAAGCAUCUGUCUUAAAAGAAUAUCACUUGCAUUUUGAUUGAACCACAUCAAUGUAUAAAUCCCAUAAACAGAUUAUGUUUUUCCCUCUAACUCCAUUACAGUGUCUAAAAGAGAGCCAAGCAUGAGAGUUCAA
Molecule: messenger RNA, 8248 nt
Organism: Balaenoptera ricei (Rice's whale)
Lineage: Eukaryota; Metazoa; Chordata; Mammalia; Artiodactyla; Balaenopteridae
Gene: FILIP1L
Product: filamin A interacting protein 1 like
Exons: 8
Coding region: 590-4240 (1216 amino acids)
Source: RefSeq, a predicted model, not a curated record